UGGACAAUAAAAAAUGGUCAGCGGUCAGCUCCCAAGACAAGGGUUUUAAGGAGGUUUUAAGCUAUGGUCAUGGGUUCUGUACCCUCUUCUUAGACGGCGACGGCAACGUCAACGACGAAUCCAACUGAUUUUCACAACCUCGAUUCGUCCUCUGGCUCAUCAGACCCUGCCAUGACCUCUUCGGAUCCCAAAGCCCCAGAAUCAGCUACCCAUAUUCCUUCCAAGGAUGAAUUGUCAAAAGAAACCACAAAUUCUUCAAUUGGCACCCAAAACCCAGAUGAAUCAGAUCAAGAAACGAAACCCACUGAGGAAGAGGAGGAGGAAGAGGAGGGAGAGUGUGGGUUCUGUUUGUUCAUGAAAGGGGGUGGAUGCAGAGAUGUUUUUAUAGAUUGGGAGAAUUGCAUCAAAGAGGCCGACACUAACAAGGAGAAUGUUGUAGAUAAGUGCUUUGAUGCGACUGCGGCGUUGAGGAAGUGUAUGCAGGCUCACGCCGAUUAUUACGAGCCUAUUUUGCGGGUGGAGAAGGAUGCAGAAGAGAAGUUCAUGAAAGAAUUGGAGAACGAAAAGGCGUCAGAAGGAUCAGAAUCAAAUGUGGCUGAGGAGGAAACAGAAAUAGUUGUGGAUUCCAAAGAUUCGACGAAUGGUUAAUUUGCAUUAUUUGCAGGUGUGAUACAGACCUGAAUCAGAUGGCACACUGGAUGGUCCCAAGUGGCACACUAGAUGAUCCCAGCAACAGGAUGGGAUUCCAAACAAGUCUUCAUUCCCUCACUAACAUAAUAAGCGGGUCUGGAAGAAUUCAAUCAGUAAGGGAGUUAGGCAUUAAUUUAUUCCCAUGUCUUUGAUUUAAUUGUAGAAAUUAUAGGAAUUAAUUAUGCAUUCAAGUGUAUAAUUCCAAAUUAAGAACCAUAAUUUGUGUAUUUAUGCAUGAAUUGGAAUGAGGAAUAAAGGGUGGAAAAUUUUGACUCUUUUA
Molecule: messenger RNA, 970 nt
Organism: Hevea brasiliensis (rubber tree)
Lineage: Eukaryota; Viridiplantae; Streptophyta; Magnoliopsida; Malpighiales; Euphorbiaceae
Exons: 2
Coding region: 172-648 (158 amino acids)
Source: RefSeq, a predicted model, not a curated record